GCAGCCCAUGCGGAAGUGAACCGACCGGGCAGCUAGCUAAGCUAAAUACAAAACAUCCCAAACGGUGUUCUGUGUACUGAGCGCUCUGUAUUAGUUCCUGUAUAAAACACGCAAUGGCGUAUCAGCUGUACAGAAACACGACACUCGGAAACAGUUUACAGGAGAGUCUCGAUGAACUUAUACAGACUCAGCAGAUUACCCCACAACUAGCCCUGCAAGUACUGCUCCAGUUUGAUAAAGCCAUCAACACUGCACUGGCUAAUCGGGUUCGCAACAGAGUCAACUUUAAAGGAUCACUUAACACAUAUAGAUUUUGUGACAAUGUGUGGACAUUUGUUUUGAAUGACGUGGAGUUUCGAGAGGUCACUGACCUGGUGAAGGUGGAUAAAGUGAAGAUAGUAGCUUGUGAUGGAAAAAACACUGGCUCUAACACAGCAGAGUAAGAAGGUGGGAGUGCAUACAUCAUCAGAGAGAAUACAAGAAGCGUGCCAUACUGACAAAGGAAGAAGUGAAAGAAAGCUGGAUUUAAAAGAGGAGACUGUAUACAUACUAUUUAUUACAAAUGACAGCUCUCCAUCUUCCACACAAAGCCUUGAACAUGUUUUAUAUAUACUUAGAAACAAAGCCCACAUAUUUCCCUUUCUGUUAAUUAUAAUGUUUCUUUGUUUAUCUAAUAAAUUCUUUUAAAAUA
Clarias gariepinus (North African catfish) is the source of this 691-nucleotide messenger RNA. RefSeq names its product general transcription factor IIA, 2 (gene gtf2a2). Gene Ontology annotation, biological process: transcription initiation at RNA polymerase II promoter; RNA polymerase II preinitiation complex assembly. Gene Ontology annotation, molecular function: RNA polymerase II general transcription initiation factor activity; TBP-class protein binding. The record is from RefSeq and is a predicted model, not a curated record. Bases 114 to 443 code for a protein of 109 amino acids. The transcript is spliced from 4 exons. Lineage: Eukaryota; Metazoa; Chordata; Actinopteri; Siluriformes; Clariidae. Gene Ontology annotation, cellular component: transcription factor TFIIA complex.